Aspergillus brunneoviolaceus CBS 621.78 is the source of this 1103-nucleotide messenger RNA. RefSeq lists its product as uncharacterized. Bases 372 to 1103 code for a protein of 243 amino acids. Gene Ontology annotation, molecular function: carboxy-lyase activity. NCBI's taxonomy places the organism in Eukaryota, Fungi, Ascomycota, Eurotiomycetes, Eurotiales, Aspergillaceae. The record is from RefSeq and is a predicted model, not a curated record. The transcript is spliced from 3 exons.
CACCGGGCCACUCUAAUGUGCCUUAUGAUUGAUGGCGACCGUGUCUAGAGGUACCCUGAUCCGGGGCUGUAGCUGGGGUCAGAUAUAUAUCUAUCCGCCUGCCAUGCCUGCGUGCCUUCCCGAGUUUCAAUAGAAGCAAUGGCCAUGUUGUCAUCAUCCACAAAUGAUCUGUCCCCAGACAUCAACCAACAGAAGAGAUUCCAGCCACAACUUCAUAAUCCCUCAACAACUGUGUCCGCCCCGCUACCAUAACCCUUGGUAAAUGAACCCGGAUUUCUGGCAGCGCUGCGACGCUCCCCAUGACAUGAGCUUACGAGAUUUGUCCUUCCACCAAAAUAAGCUCGAAAAGCCUGAAUGGAGCAACUGAGAAGAUGGCGGUUGGCAUGAGCCAGUUCCCUGGGUCGAGUGAUAAGGCCGAGGAACACCGACAGCCUGUCAGCCUCCUCGCGGAGAACCAAGCUACUGCUCAUCGAAAUCUCGACCCUCCCGAGCUUAGCUGUACCCUCAUUGAAUCCCCCUUCACUGCUGCAUCAUCCGACAGGCCCGUUCUCCCCCAGCUUGAAGGCUCAACAUUCGACGCCAACCUCCGCGACCGGCACAUCAUCUACGACUACGCGGCCCACGACGGCAACGGCAAGCCGGAGAAAUGGCGCUACGAGAUCUGGUCCUUCAACGAAGACCGGGUGGUCUACGCCAUCCACGGCGGCCCGAUGGCCGGCCGCAAGAACUUCCAAACGGCGGCGUAUCAGUGCAUCCGUCCCGGCGAGCUUUGGCAGGUCAACUGGUUGGAGGAAACGGGGACGAUUUGCUCCUUGGUGUUCGAUAUCUCGAGCCGACGCUCGAGUACUCUGCUGGGCUUCUCCAAAGGCCACUGGACCCAGAACGAGGCUGCGCAUGGCGACAAGCGCAACUUGGAGGAUUUUGUCCACUGGCGCGAGUUGGCGAGGAUUGGAUCGUCGCAGGCGGACCGAGUGAUGUUGAGUGAGCAGGCUGACAUCCUGCAGGAUUUCCACGGAGCGGGGGAGCUCAAGCCGAUUGAUCCGUCCUGGCCAACGCUUACAGCCGAUAGGUCAACUCUGGUCAUGCAAUAUGAUGUACCGUAG